CGAAAAUAAUAUCAAUUAAUUGACGAUUUUCGUUUUUCAACACUAAAAAACCAUCACAUCUAUAAAAACCCUUCGUGUCAAAAAAAAUUCCUAAAUUUUUCUCAUCUCGUCUCGAAUCGUCAUUCCUUCAAUCCUCAGUUGUGGGAUGCCCAAAAAAAUGUUGAGCUCCAUAAUCCUGUGUCUAUUCUUCAUACAUAUAAUUUCCGGAGAAGCUGAGCUUCAGCCUGGAUUCUACUCUAAGACAUGCCCAGAAGCAGAAUCGACGGUGAGAGAGAUCAUGAAGAAGGCUAUGAUCAGAGAAACUCGAAGUGCCGCGUCUGUCAUGAGAUUGCAGUUCCAUGAUUGCUUUGUAAAUGGAUGCGAUGGGUCGGUAUUGUUAGAUGACACACCAACAAUGUUAGGGGAGAAACUCGCACUCUCAAAUAUAAACUCGUUAAGAUCAUUCGAAGUUAUUGAUGAGAUUAAAGAUGGUCUCGAAAAAAUAUGUCCCCAAAUUGUGUCCUGUGCCGAUAUUAUUAUCAUGGCGGCUAGAGAUGCUGUUGCUUUGAGUGGAGGGCCAGAUUGGGAGGUGAGAUUAGGAAGAAAGGAUAGUUUGUAUGCAAGUCAAGAAGACUCAGACAACAUCAUGCCCAGCCCAAGAGCCAAUGCGAGCUCGUUGAUAGACCUAUUCGCCAAGUUCGACCUCUCGAUUGAGGACCUUGUAUCCCUUUCUGGGUCCCACUCCAUUGGCCAAGGUCGAUGCUUCUCAAUCAUGUUCCGUCUCUACAAUCAAUCCGGUUCAGGAAAACCUGAUCCUGCAAUCGAGCCACAUUACAGGAAGGAGUUGAAUAAGUUGUGUCCUGUUGGUGGGGAUGAAAAUGUGACAGGAAACUUGGAUGCAACUCCUGCACUGUUUGAUAAUCAGUAUUUUAAAGACUUGGUUUCUGGAAGAGGAUUCUUGAAUUCUGAUGAAACAUUAUACACAUUUGAGGAAACAAGGAAAUGGGUGGUUAAAUUUAGUCGUGAUCAGCAGGCGUUUUUCGAUGAAUUUGUGAAGGGGAUGUUGAAGAUGGGUGAUUUACAGUCGGGCCAGCCCGGUGAGGUUCGGAGGAAUUGUAGGGUGGUUAAUAACCCUAAGAGUUGUGAUAAACUUCCUUUGCUCACAUUUUGAUAUUGUAUUAACUAGGUACUUCUUCAAGUUAAUAACAUAGCAUAUAGAGUACUUCA
This is a messenger RNA of Amaranthus tricolor (Joseph's coat), 1206 nucleotides long. Its product is annotated as peroxidase 17. Gene Ontology annotation, molecular function: peroxidase activity; heme binding. Lineage: Eukaryota; Viridiplantae; Streptophyta; Magnoliopsida; Caryophyllales; Amaranthaceae. Bases 146 to 1150 code for a protein of 334 amino acids. Gene Ontology annotation, biological process: response to oxidative stress; hydrogen peroxide catabolic process. The transcript is spliced from 4 exons. The record is from RefSeq and is a predicted model, not a curated record.